UACUUCUUGUUGGCAUCAUGGCAUCUUUAUGGGAUGAUUUGGACAAUCUGGUGAAUUCUCCGUCAUCGUUCACAGAAACAACUGGAGAGCGAGGAACCAUCAAACCAAAACCAGACUUUGAUGCAGGAGACGACGUGGAGGCUCUGAGGAAGGCCAUCGAAGGACUCGGCACCAAAGAGGAAACUCUGAUUGACAUUUUGACCCAUCGGAGCAGCGCUCAGAGGCAGCUCAUCUGUGACGCUUAUCAGAAAGCUACUGGAAGAACGCUGGUGGACGACCUGAAAGGAGACGUCAGCGGAGACUUGGAGGGGCUGCUGGUGGCGCUCGUCACGCCGCCUGCAGCGUUCGACUGUCAUGGAGUGAUGCGAGCCAUGAAA
Molecule: messenger RNA, 377 nt
Organism: Plectropomus leopardus (leopard coralgrouper)
Lineage: Eukaryota; Metazoa; Chordata; Actinopteri; Perciformes; Serranidae
Source: RefSeq, a predicted model, not a curated record